GCAGAGAAACAGCAGCAGCGUCGAUUUUCCGAAGAUUCCCGAUUCGGAGCUCGACUUUCCGGAAGAUCCGGGUACUCGGCUUCAUUACAUUACAGGUCACAUGCAGAGAAACAGCAGCAGCGUCGAUUUUCCGAAGAUCCCCGAUUCGGAGCUCGACUUUCCGGGAAGAUCCGGGUACUGGGCUUCAACCUCAACAUAACAGCAAUGGCGGAGGCAGCAGCUACAGCGGCUCCAGCAAUACCAGGAGCCUGGACCAAACACGUCACCUGCAGGUAUUUCAUGCAUGGGCUUUGCAAAGAAGGCAUCAACUGUCGAUAUUCCCAUGAUCUCAACACCAGUCAACCAGCUGCAGCUAUGAUUUGCAAGUUCUUUCAGAAAGGAAACUGUGUGUUCGGCGACCGGUGCAGGUUUGAACACUCUAAAGAAGACGUGCCUGGGCCCAAGCCGUCGCUGCCACCCCCUGCCUCCGCCUGCGCCCUUCUCACUCCUACGUCCCUCGCUGCCAGCGCCCCAGCCCCCGUUCCCAGUGGAUCGGCGGGUGGUGAGUCGGCAGACGGCCCAGAGAACCCUCAUGGAUCAGGCGCAGGGGACUGGGUUAUGGCGGCAGAGUUUGUACCAGGCCAGCCGUACUAUUGUGGAAGGGACCCGGUGAAGUCUGAAGGGUUGGGGAUGAGUCCUCUGAUGGAGCGAGAGAAGGACCGGUCGGGAGACGAUAAGGAGUUGAGGAAGACUCUGUGUCCCUACGCCGCCAUGGGGGAGUGUCGCUACGGACUUAACUGUGCCUAUCUCCACGGCGACGUGUGUGACAUGUGCGGUCUGCAGGUGCUCCACCCCUCCAACGACGCACAGCGAUCAGAACACACCAAGGCUUGCAUCGAGGCCCAUGAGAAGGACAUGGAGCUGUCGUUUGCCAUCCAGCGCAGUAAGGACAUGCAGUGUGGCGUGUGUAUGGAGGUGGUGUUUGACAAGGCCAACCCCAGUGAGAGACGCUUCGGCAUCCUGUCCAACUGCUGCCACUGCUACUGCCUCAAGUGCAUCCGCAAGUGGAGGAGCGCCAAGACGUUCGAGAGCAAGAUCAUCAAGUCCUGUCCGGAAUGUCGGAUAACGUCCAACUUCGUCAUCCCCAGUGAGUACUGGGUGGAGGACAAGGAAGACAAGCAGAAACUGAUACAGAAAUACAAGGAUGGCAUGGGGACUAAAGCCUGUCGUUACUUCGACCAGGGUCGGGGCACCUGCCCGUUUGGCUCCAACUGCUUCUACAAACACGCCUUCCCUGACGGACGGCUGGAGGAGCCCCAGAGGAGACCUGCAGGGUGCAACGGCAGGAACAGGAACUCGAGGAGGACACCCCUGUGGGACCUGUUUGAAGAGCGGGAGAACAGCAGCGACUCUUUGGACAACGAGGACGAGGAGAUGGUGACCUUUGAACUGAGCGAGAUGCUCCUCAUGCUCCUCGCCGCGGGAACCGACGACGACGUCACGGACUCGGAGGACGAAUGGGACUUGUUUCACGAAGAGCUGGACGAUAUCUACGAGAUUUACCUAUAGCAACAUCUCCCUAACGUUACCGUUGAAACCCCCCUUUAUCGUUUUUGACUACCCCCCCCCCCUCCUUCACCUUUACCGUGCUGUAGAAUGGACUGUCUUGUGUGUUUUGGACAGUAGCUUCUCUCCUCUGUGUUGUGGCAGUGCCGUUGGGGCAGGCCUUUCAUUCAGAAAUCAACUACAUGAAGAAGAAGAAGAAGAAGAAGAAUUAACAGAUUUAAAAAACAAAUGUAAAUGAGAAACAGGUGGGUGUAAAACAAUUUUUCUAGAAACAUCCUGUCCUUGUGAAUUUAUCUAUCCGUGUCAGGUUCAUGUAAAAAAAAUAACAACAACAAAAAACAAAGGGGGAAAAAAAUUACAAACAUUUUUUUGAAAAUAUCGCUAAUAAACAGUGUUUAUUUGUGGACGUGGGUUUGACUUACCGUUUUUACCCAGGUGAUGUUUUUAAGACUUGUUUUUUGUUGUUGUUUUGUUUUGAGGAUGAUGCACCUAAACCAACUCUACACAACAUAUACUUCCUGGUGAUGAUGUCAUGUCUGUGGUGGUCAUGGGUAUCGUAGUCCUCUGGUUGGUCAUGCACUGAGUAUAUUGGGUGGAGGGAGACAGCAGUCCUGUCGACUUCCUAUAUUUACAUGUACCCUCUUGAUUCACUCUCUUUCCCUCCUCCCUGGUGGUGGGAACUCCCUCUGUCAAGGAGGGGGAUGAGGACGACUCCUCUGUCAAGGAGGGGGAUGAGGAUGACUCCUCUGUCAAGGGGGGGGGUGGGGGCUUCGGGGAACAACUUACAAUAUCUAAAGUUGUUUGUUUUAAAUGGGCCCAAGUCCACUUUUAUUUUGUCCUCCCCCCCCGAUCGAAUCGCAGCUAUUAUUCAGGAACACCCGUGGUACCUAAUGACAAGUCUCUCCUCGGAACCGAGCUGAUAGUGACACUGUGUCCCUAAUGGCGCCAUAUUGUGACGAUACACUGAGUGAACAAAGCAUUAGGAACACCUUCCCAAUAUUGUUGCACCCCCCCCCCCCCCCCCCAACCCUCUCAUUUCUUUCGGGGGGGCAUGAACUCUACCAGGUCUGAUCCUUAUACCGUAGGGCUCUAGUGAACUGCCAGUGGUCUAGAGAGGGUGCCGUUUGGAACACAGUCCUGGUCUUGGUCACUACUACUUCUCUCUGAACUCCCAUUUAGAAUGCACUAUAUAUAUUAUGUAUCUCUUCUUGUUUUUCUACGGUCCACAACCAUCCAUCAUGACUUGAAAUUAAAGUUUAUUAUCAAAAGUUA
Oncorhynchus mykiss (rainbow trout) is the source of this 2817-nucleotide messenger RNA. Lineage: Eukaryota; Metazoa; Chordata; Actinopteri; Salmoniformes; Salmonidae. The record is from RefSeq and is a predicted model, not a curated record.